UCAAGUCAGUUACAAGAGGAAGACAAAUGAGCAACAUGAGCCUACUAAGGAUUCUAGUGCUUGUAGCAAUAGUUUUGCCGAUCCAAAAAUGUGAUGCAGCAGAAAUUACUGGAGGAAAAGAAGUGGUUCCUCACUCCAGGCCGUACAUGGCUCUAGUGAGAACAGCUGGGAAGGCAUUCUGUGGAGGAACACUGAUCAGACCCAUCUGGGUGUUAACAUCAGCCGAUUGUAUAGUAGAUAAGACGACUACUGUUGAUCUCGGAGUUCACUCUAUAAAGAAUACCAAAGACAGCCAAAGACAGCGUUUCACAGUUAUACAAGCAAUUCCACAUCCAAAAUUUAACAAAGAAAAACACAUGAAUAAUCUCCAGCUUUUAAAGCUGUCGGGUAAGGCAGAUUUAACGAAGACUGUGAAAACUGUCACGUUCCCUGAGAGAUUCACUGACGCUAAGCCCGGCAGUGUCUGUGAUAUAAUUGGAUGGGGGAGGACGGACAACAAAAAGCCUGGCACUUCAGAUAAGUUAAUGGAGGCCAGAGUGACUGUCCUGGACAGGAAGGUGUGUGCCGCACAGUGGAAGCCAACAGUGAGAAUCACUAAGGACAUGAUGUGCACCAGCGGGAAAGAAGCAGCUAGGGGCUUUUGUAAUGGUGAUGUUGGAGGGCCUCUAAUUUGUGGAGGAUUCCAAAAGGCCAUCAUUUCUUUUGGAUCAAUUCUGUGUGGAACUCCCAACGGAGCGGAUGUCUAUACCCGUCUCACUAAAGAAUAUGUAAAAUGGAUUAAAAAACAAAUAAAAUAACUAACAGAUAAUUCUGUCUUUUUUAUUGCCUAGCUUUCUU
This is a messenger RNA of Pseudophryne corroboree (corroboree frog), 837 nucleotides long. RefSeq names its product granzyme A-like. Gene Ontology annotation, biological process: proteolysis. Lineage: Eukaryota; Metazoa; Chordata; Amphibia; Anura; Myobatrachidae. Gene Ontology annotation, molecular function: serine-type endopeptidase activity. The transcript is spliced from 5 exons. The coding region runs from base 27 to 797 and encodes 256 amino acids. The record is from RefSeq and is a predicted model, not a curated record.